Molecule: messenger RNA, 603 nt
Organism: Lachancea lanzarotensis
Lineage: Eukaryota; Fungi; Ascomycota; Saccharomycetes; Saccharomycetales; Saccharomycetaceae
Product: LALA0S08e04610g1_1
Exons: 1
Coding region: 1-603 (200 amino acids)
Source: RefSeq, a predicted model, not a curated record
AUGCGACGUGAACUCAAGAAAAUCUCGCCCGAAACAACGAUGAAAAGUCGCUUGACAACAAAUCAUAUGGACAGGCCACACUCACUAGCACGGCGUAUGCAGGUCACAGAGGUUGGGUUCAUAUGCGCUGCUGUCAAUAAGUGGAGCGGCCCUCUUUUCUUAUUUUCUUCUUUUCUUUUCUUCUUUUCUUCUUUUCUUAGCUUCAUUGCUUCGUUGCUUCUCUCGUUCUGGCCAUUGUUCCCUGCAGAACGGUGUGUGCGUUUUUUCUCCGCCGCGGAAAAACUUUCUGACGUGGGCACCGGUCAAGUUUUUCCGGAUUUAUUCCGAGGUCCGGGGUCAUUUCUGUGCACGUGCAUAGAUACUGGAAAGCACCCACGCAAGGGCCAAGCCCGUAGCACAGGAGCCCUACAAACAGUGGUAGCCAACGAGCCAGAAAGGUUGAUGGGACUAUGGCGUGUGAAAGGGCUUACACAGCAUGUGGAUGAAAACCAAACAACCGGAAUACGGACUGAAAUUUGGCGUAUAUCCACUUAUCGUAUAGGAAGGACUGUUUGGUGCGUGACCGGUACGGCGUUACCACUUACCACACACAAGAUCUUUUGA